UCAACACGUCAUCUCGUAUCUCCCUCCAAAUAAAUACCAUUCCACACAAAUAGUCUGAUUAGAUUCUAGGGUUAGGGUUUUACCCGACCAGGUUAGCUUUUUCAGAGUCCUCCUUUGAACGAGAGAGAGAGAGAGCGAAGGUUUGGAAGCCAUGGGGAGGUACAGAAGCCGAAGCAGGAGUUACAGCCCAAGGAGACGCAAACGCUACGACGAUCCUCGCGAAAGGUCCCGCAGAGACCGUCGAUCCCCUGCCCCUUCUGGUCUUCUUGUUCGCAACAUCUCCCUUAAUGCAAGGCCUGAAGAUCUUAGAAUUCCAUUUGAACGAUUUGGUCCAGUAAAGGAUGUGUAUCUGCCGAAGGAUUACUACAGCGGGGAGCCGAGAGGCUUUGGAUUUGUGAAGUUUCGUUAUGCUGAAGAUGCUACUGAGGCAAAGCAACGACUAGAUCGUGCAGUUAUUGGAGGACGUGAGAUAAGAAUUGUUUUCGCAGAAGAGAAUAGGAAAACUCCUCAGGAAAUGCGUAGGACGACACGCCCAAGUGGUCGAGGAAGCUACAGGAGGCGAAGUCCUUCGAGGUCCCCAAGACGCCGAUAUAGCUCUUACUCGCCCUCACCUUCUCCACUGAGACAUGACUCAAGGGACCGUAGAACAAGGGAUGCUUAUUACUCCCCACGUCGAUCUAGAUCCAUUUCCAGAUCUGUUUCUCUGCACAGUGAAAGAAACCAUGGGGCGACCAAAAGGUCUUCAAGGCGAUCUAGAUCGAUGUCCCAAUCUCUUUCUCUAAAUGGUGAUAGAAACAAGCGGUCAACCAGAUACCUAAGUCCAGGAGAAAAUGUUCAGACUGCUCAUGAUGAGGACUACGCCCGCAGCAGGUCAGAGAGUCCUAGGGGGGCUGCUCGGAGUCCCCUAAGAUCUCCUUCUCAAUCUUACAGGUAUGUACUGUUUUCAUUUUUGUAAUUUUGUAUUUUUUGUAAUUUGUCUUAGCCGGAAUUAGCUUUUUUGUUACCCAAAAGGUAUGCAUUCAUCCCAGGUUUGAUCUGCAUGUUGGAAUCUGGUAAAAAUUACUUCAUUAUAUAGGUCUUGAGAUGCUCACAUGAUUUAUAAGGCCUUUGAGACCUACUAUUGCUCAAGAUUAAGGAGGGUUCGUUUUGACAAAGUGGAGAUUAACUGGAGGGUCAUGCUCCAAUGCAAUUGUGAUACAGUUGCUUGGCCUGAAAUUUGCACUUCAUGUCCUAUUUCAGUCUUGUAUGUUAUUACCGAGUCCCAAGUCCCAAAGUUUUAAAAGUCAUUUGUAUGUUUUUGUUUGAUUUGCAACACUAAAAAUUUCAAACAUAUUUCAUUAGAAUUAUUUUUUUCCAUCUCAAGCUGUAUUUCUUUACCCUUCAAAAAAAAAAAAAAAAAAAAAAAAGAAGGGAAAAACUCAAGGUGGGAAUCCACAUUAACAGCUCCCCCCACCCUCUCUUGCACCAAAAUUCUUCUUUUGUUUUCCUAGCAUUUCGAGGCUGAAAAGUUAUAGAGGUUUCUGAUUGGUAUUAUGGAUUUGUAAUCCUUGGCAUUUGGUAGCAGCUCAAAGUCCUCUUCAAUUUUUAAUUUUUUUAGCAUGCCCUUUGUG
Molecule: messenger RNA, 1610 nt
Organism: Ilex paraguariensis (yerba mate)
Lineage: Eukaryota; Viridiplantae; Streptophyta; Magnoliopsida; Aquifoliales; Aquifoliaceae
Source: the annotation of a GenBank genome assembly